Antechinus flavipes (yellow-footed antechinus) is the source of this 5040-nucleotide messenger RNA. It is a transcript of the gene PDE1A, whose product is annotated as phosphodiesterase 1A. The transcript has 15 exons. Bases 324 to 1967 code for a protein of 547 amino acids. Gene Ontology annotation, molecular function: 3',5'-cyclic-nucleotide phosphodiesterase activity. The record is from RefSeq and is a predicted model, not a curated record. Gene Ontology annotation, biological process: signal transduction. NCBI's taxonomy places the organism in Eukaryota, Metazoa, Chordata, Mammalia, Dasyuromorphia, Dasyuridae.
AAAUGCAUUUGGGAAAAUCCUGGGCAUCCAGGCAGUCAGUAGAACAGUAACUGGCUCACAUGUAUGCAUUUUACUUGUGAAGUCAGAGGAGCUGUUUAUACUGCUGUCUGCUUGUGAGGGGACAAAAGCAGAGGAUCUGUCCCUUAAAGUGAAUGGCAAUUCUAACAGGAGCUUUUCUCAGCUUUGUAAAUCUGAUAGGCUUGGAUAGAUGAGCAAUGCUAGCAUAUAAUGUGCGUGGAUCUUUUAGGCUUGGUAGUGGACUAAGGGAUGCUUUUACUUGCUGCUGAAUCUGACUAUAACUGUAUUGCCAUAGGACAGUUAUCAUGGGGUCUACUGCUACGGAAAUCGAGGAGCUGGAAAACACUUCUUUUAAAUACCUUAUAGGAGAACAGACUGAAAAAAUGUGGCAACAGCUGAAGGGAAUACUAAGAUGCUUAGUAAAACAGCUGGAAAAAGGUGAUAUCAAUGUUGUGGACUUAAAGAAGAAUAUUGAAUAUGCAGCAUCUGUGUUGGAAGCUGUUUACAUUGAUGAAACGAGGAAAUUGUUGGACACUGAAGAUGAACUCUCUGAUAUCCAGAUUGAUUCAGUACCAUCAGAAGUACGGGAUUGGUUGGCUUCUACUUUCACACGGAAAAUGGGGAUGACAAAGAGGAAACCUGAAGAAAAACCAAAAUUCCGUAGCAUUGUGCAUGCUGUCCAGGCUGGAAUUUUUGUGGAUAGGAUGUACAGACGGAGUUCCAGCAUAUCUGGUUUAGUUUAUCCAGCAGCUGUCAUUAUAACAUUAAAGGAUGUAGAUAAAUGGUCAUUUGAUGUAUUUGCCCUAAAUGAUGCAAGUGGAGAGCACAGUCUGAAAUUUAUGAUGUAUGAACUGUUCACCAGAUAUGAUCUUAUCAACCGCUUCAAGAUUCCUGUUCCUUGUCUAAUUUCCUUUGCGGAAGCCUUAGAAGUUGGUUACAGCAAGCACAAAAAUCCAUAUCAUAAUUUGAUUCAUGCAGCAGAUGUCACUCAAACUGUGCAUUACAUAUUGCUUCAUACAGGUCUCAUGCACUGGCUCAAUGAACUGGAAAUUUUAGCGAUGGUCUUUGCAGCUGCCAUCCAUGAUUAUGAGCAUACGGGAACCACCAACAACUUUCAUAUUCAGACCAGGUCAGAUGUGGCUAUUUUAUAUAAUGACCGUUCUGUUCUGGAAAAUCAUCAUGUGAGUGCAGUGUAUAGGCUUAUGCAAGAAGAUGAAAUGAAUAUUUUGGCAAAUUUAUCCAAAGAUGAUUGGAGGGAUCUUCGAAACCUGGUUAUUGAGAUGGUUUUAUCUACUGAUAUGUCAGGUCAUUUCCAGCAAAUUAAGACUAUUAGGAGCACUUUGCAGCAGCCAGAGGGGAUAGACAAAGCGAAAGCCAUGUCCUUGAUUCUCCAUGCCGCAGACAUUAGCCAUCCAGCAAAAUCCUGGGAACUGCAUCAUCGGUGGACCAUGGCUUUAAUGGAAGAAUUUUUUCGACAGGGAGAUAAGGAAGCUGAGUUAGGCCUUCCCUUUUCUCCACUUUGUGAUCGCAAGUCAACUCUGGUGGCCCAGUCACAAAUAGGUUUCAUUGAUUUCAUAGUAGAGCCAACGUUUUCUCUUCUGAUGGACUCAACAGAGAAAAUUGUUACUCCUCUUAUAGAGGAAGCCAUAAAAACUGAAAAUUCUCCCUUUGCAUCAAACAGCUCACCUAACAUUGGAUCUGUAAAUAUUGGGGAUGCUUUAAAAAGACUGACUAUUAAAAGCAACAUAUCUGAUAAGUCUAAUUCCUCAGACUAUUCUCUUGCAACAGUGGACCUGAAGGGCUUUAAGAAUAACUUGGUGGACAUCAUUCAACAGAACAAAGAAAGGUGGAAAGAGUUAGCAGCACAAGGUGAGCCUGAGCUUUGCAAGAACUCAGAAGAGGUAAUAAAUACCACAGAAGAAAAACGUGAAGUGAUUCGCCACCAGUAGGUUUGAGACAUUUAAAGGCUUCUGAUGUAUUACAAAUGAGAGAAAAAUCAGAACAGCACAUAUAUUUCCUAAUCCUCAAAUGGCCAGAGGCUCUACUCUAAGCAUAUUUUUCGACCCUGCCCUUUUUAAUGGAUGAUAAUGGAAGAAAAUUAUGUUAAAAACAUGGAAUCCUGAGCUGGUAACUCAGGCCAUUUUGAUAUUUUCAAAGUUUUGGUAGUGUUUUCUCAUUAUUAUUACUAUCAUCGUGUCAUCAUCAUUGUGUUUCCUCUACUAUUUGGCCUUCUUCAAUCAAGCCAGAAAAAAACAAACAAAAAAACACAAAAACCUUUUCAGUCAAAAGUUGGAUUACUUUUGAAAUCUGCAUUGUUGAAAGCUAUUCUAACUUAGCUGACUGUGAAAUGUGUAUAAAUAUAAUAUGUAUUCGUUCAUUCAUUCAACUAUUCUGUGAUGUACUGUUUUAUGAAAAUUGCUGCAGUUGGCAAUUUCUUUUUUUAAAACUUGUGGGGGAAAAAUUUCUUCAGUCUUGGAUGGCAGACCAUUUAAAUCAUCCUUGUUAGAUUUCUAUCAGUGUUUGGGAACAAAGUCACUUAAGAAAGCAAUGAAUAUACAAUUGUAUUGUGGCUACAAAGUAGUGGACACCUCAUUAUGACUGAGAACUUCUGAUAAAAGUCAAUGGAACCUUUGUCUGAAACUAACCGGUCAACUUGUAGCUCAUCAUCAUCAUUGUCUACAUUAUCUAAUCAAAAUCUUAAGAGCAUGUGCCAUUGAUUAUGGUGAUGUCAAUAUGAGUCAAAUAAAAACUGACCCCCCAAAGGGUUAGAGUCUCAAAGAAGUGUCUUUGAGCAAUAAAGGAGACAAAAGGAAUAAACAAAAAAAAUGUCUUUGGGCAUUGCUAAAAGGAAUAUUUGGAACCAAAUCGAGAAUUUACCAGCUGGAAUGUUGGACCUGGCAGGAAAAAGAAAAAAUAGUGAAUACCAUUGAUGGUCAAAAUAAAAGAAAGAUGUAUGUAUAUAAAAUGAAAAUGUAUAUUCAACAAGUGCUGGUUGAAAUGUUCUAUUUGGAAUCCCAGAUAUGUAUGUAUAGACAAAUAUGUAUACACACAUACAUAUAUAUUUCCCUUACUGCACUAAUCAGAGAAGAAUUUCCAGUCUUGUCGUCUCUUAUUCAUCUCCCUCAAUCUGCUCCCAGUGGUAUAAUGCUAUGUGCAUGUAUAAGAACUUCCAGGUUGCUCCAAAAUGAAGAAUCGUUUUUUUUCCUUUGAGAAUUGAGAGAAUGAUUAGCUUAGAUCAUAUUUUGUGAAUUUUCACUGAGAAUUUGAGGUAGACAAGAAUUUCUAUAUAUUUGAUAUGUCCAUAUGUUUUUGGAGCACAAAAAUCUGUUCAAAAUAUCACCAGAAUCACCAUAGAUUAAGAAAUGAGCCAAUUGUCACAUUAAAACUAAGGAGAUCUGUCGUUCUUUGGGCCUGCUUCCUUUCUGGUUUGUGCAAUGUUUAAGCAAUAUUUUUUUAAAUGGAUAAAACUCUAAGCUUGCAAAUAAAGGUAGAAGAAUUGUGUCUUUUACAACUUAGAUUACUUUUAAUGUGUAAGCCAUAUCUAAUAUGCAUAUUUGGUAUGCAUAAUUUUAAUGUAUGAAAUAUGUUUGCAUAAGAAGUGUACAAAGUGCAUUUCCAUGUCUUGUGAAUGAGGCUCUUAGUUUUUGUUUAGCCUCAGUCUCUUACGCAACACAGCUAUAUAAGGAAACUGUAUCAUAGGUGUUACAAUGCACUUGAUAUUUUUAUUUUAAGACUAAAGAUUGAUCUAUACUGAUAGUGUUGAAGAGAAUAAUUCCAUAUGUAUAUCUUGGCCACUUUGCUUCAUUUAAAAAAAAAUCUCUUUCUUUUCUUUCUUUUCUUUCCUUUGUUCCUAUUUUUUAUCAUUUCUUCUCUUCCCCCCCCCACUUUUUUUCUUUCCUUCUUUUUCUUCUCUGGUAUAGAAAGGGAAAAAAUAAUAUAAUUACUUCAUGGUAUUAGUUUUAAGCCAGCUAUUUGUCAGGUAGAGAGACUAUGUCCAUACCAACUCAUUUAAAACUUAGAAUUUAACUAUUUGUAAAGCCUAAUGUGCAAUGUUGUUCUCCGUGGCCUUUUAAUAAAGCUUUAGAUCCUCUCAACAUAAGAACAAUGAAAAAAACAGAUUCUGAAAUAUAGGGAGUUUGACCACUUUGUUUCUCUAUGAAUAAUUUAAGGACUACUGGAUUUCAUUACCAAAAUAAAUGCAUCUGUACAGAAUUCAUCAAUUCCUCUGUCUUGCCUUUAAACAAAAUUAUCCACUUACUAUCUUCCUGAGAGGCAGUGUGGCAUAGCAGGUAGAAAGUUGGCCUCUGGACUGGGGAGAUUUUAAUUCAAGUCACAUCUCUUGCUGUGUCACCUUGAGUAUUUAACCUCUUAAUUCUCUAGGCAACUCUCUAAGGCCAUCUGUGGAAGAGAAAGUGUCAACCUUCAUUAGUAGAAGGAUUUUCCUUUUCUAACAGUUGCCCAUAAAAAAUGAAAUUAUAAACACUCUUUACUUCCAUUUUAUCCUUCUAAAUACUGUAAGAGACUGUCAUGAGGUAGUGUCCCAGAGAAAAGUGAUUCCAAAUUUUUUACCUGAAUCAUCUCUUUGGACCAUUUCAUGCUUUUUUUUUUUUUUAAUACCUUUUUUCUAUUUCUGUUUGAGACAAUUUAAAAGAUCCACUCAAUUCAGAUUCUCCCAGGACAGUAAAUGUAUUAGUGAAGAAUGGGAGGGAGUACAACCAAAUCUACCCUGAAAGCAAAACUACUUAUUCUUUAUGCUUCUCCCCAGUGGUCAUACAGAAACCUGCCCUGAUUCUCGUUCCCCUUUACCUUAUUAUGAGGAGACAUCAUUCAGGCUUGUACCUUGGACUCAAAUGUUUGCUGUUUAACAGAACUCUCCUGUAAAAAUAAUGUGCUUUAGGAUCUAAAGAAUAACUCUUUAAUUUAAUUUUUAUCAUGGCAACCUUCUACAAUUGUGUUUUUACUAUCUGUACUUGUCCAUAUUUCCUAUUAUGAUAUUGCUAAAUAAAUCAUAUUUGAGGAGAA